This is a messenger RNA of Carassius carassius (crucian carp), 2661 nucleotides long. RefSeq names its product leucine-rich repeats and transmembrane domains 2a (gene lrtm2a). The record is from RefSeq and is a predicted model, not a curated record. The transcript has 5 exons. Gene Ontology annotation, molecular function: protein binding. NCBI's taxonomy places the organism in Eukaryota, Metazoa, Chordata, Actinopteri, Cypriniformes, Cyprinidae. Bases 717 to 1832 code for a protein of 371 amino acids. Gene Ontology annotation, cellular component: plasma membrane.
AUAACACACAUACACACGCACACAUUACAGUUUGCCUUGAUUAUGAUUACCAUGUCUGUGCAUGAUUUUUACCGGGGGAUGUUUUAAUGAGACCGACUCAUACGCCUGUUGUUUUGGGUAUAGAGCAUAUGAUGUCCAGUUAUUUUUUUUUUUAUAUAGACACAAAGGAAAUGUAGAGAUGUGUAUGUGAGCGCAGGUGUUGUUUUGAAAAGCUGUUUUUGAGUAUAUAAGCAUGCAGGAGUGAGAUUGCAUCUACAAUAUGCAAUCCUAUAAACACUUGCAUAUAUACACACAUUUAUGGUAGGACUUAAAAACGUUUGUGUAUAGGUUUGAAUGUUUUUUGUGCAUACUCUAUAUGUGUUGCUUGAGUGAGCAUGUGUGUUUUUUUGCGAGCGUGUGUCUUUGUUUGUGAUUCUGUUCUUAAUAAUUCAUCCCCUGGCCUCCGCGCCUUUGUUUCUAACGUUUCUUCGCUCCGCCGUUGACUUUUUCCGCCGUUGGACUUCUUUUGUGCGUGAGAAAAGGGACCAGAAGGACUGGUUCAGGGGAAGUUAGUACGGCGUGUGGUGAGAAUGUGUGAAAUAUGUGCUGAACUGGACGUGGAGAGAGAUGCUGCUAAAUCUCGUCACUGGCCUCAUAUCGCUACCUGUGGAGGCUGGCAUCAGGGCCAGCUGAUGUCACAGCAGAUCUGAGGCAGCUGCAGUCGUAGACGCGCAGAAAUGCAGCUCAGCAUUGCACCUACAGUGGGUCGCAGGAGGAGAGGAAAUCCGGACAGCCAAGGUCUGCUAGGUGUGCUGAGUGUGUGUGCUACGUUACUGCAGUUAUGCGCUGGCUGUCCUUCAGAGUGUGUGUGUAACUCACUGGAAGCUAACUGCAGUGGGCGGAGUCUAGUAUCUGUGCCCGUUCUCACUUCUCUCCCGGAGGGCACACAUACCCUCCUUCUGGCCAAUAACCGCCUCUCCUCCCUUCCUGUCUCUGCCUUCGCCAACCUAAGCACCCUGGAGACACUCGACCUAUCCAAUAACUAUUUGGACAACCUGCCUUCCAGACUGUUUCGUGAGCUGAGUAACCUGAGUGAUUUGAGUUUGCGUAACAACAGCCUGACGGUUUUGGAUCGCGAGAUAUUUCGUGGCCUGACCCUGCUGCGGAGACUGGAUCUGUCUCUGAACGGAUUGGCCACUGUGCCCCUGGGCCUGCUGGAUGAGCUGCAAGGGCUGACCUGGCUCUCCUUGGCUGGUAACAGACUUCAUGCUCUGGAGAGAGCCACAUUUGAGCCUCUCGUCAACCUUCAGCACCUGGAGCUGGGCAUGAACCCCUGGGAGUGUGACUGCAACCUGAGAGACUUCAAACACUGGAUGGAGUGGCUAAUAUAUCGAGGUGGUUAUGUCGAUGCCGUUGAGUGUACACUUCCGAAGGACUUAAGGGGUCGUGACAUCAGGGGCGUUCCUGUGGAGAUGUUCAACUACUGUCUGCAAUUGGAAGAUGAGAAUGGGGGCGGGUCUGGGAGCACAAAGAGUGGAUCUCCACCUUGUUUUCGAGGGACAGCUGCUCCGUCGUCCGAAGUUGCAGUGGUGCGUACGGAGGCGGAGCUACCGGACUGUGUGAAGCAUCGUUAUCGGCCGGUCAGUGUUCGCAGGGCGAUCGGUACAGUAGUGAUCGCUGGUGUGGUCUGUGGAAUCGUGUGUAUCAUGAUGGUGGCUGCUGCAGCGUAUGGCUGCAUUUAUGCCUCUCUAAUGGCAAAAUACCAACGAGAGCUAAAGAAGAGGCAGCCGUUGAUGGGUGAUGCAGAGGCAGAAGCCGACAAUGAGGAGAAACAUAUUUCAUCAGUUGCAUAGGGUAAUGGGGGAGAGGGGUCAGAGUUCAGAAGUCAGCCACAAAUCUAAAGAACCCUUUACUGGUUGAGCUGCAAAUUUGAUGAUCAUUUAGCUGACCAGCGGAGGAUUCAUCAUCCCUGUUUCCUGUCUCUCUGUCCUUCCUGAGACCUUCUCUGACUCUCAUACUUACACUUUACUCAAUCUCUAAACUUUGGCCUAAGACCUUUGACCUAUUUGCCCCAGGACAAGAGGGACCACUCAGCACUUUAGAACUCCCCCACCCUCCUCCAGUGUUGAGAGGAUCUCAGCAGAGGAGGUGUGGAUGCAACUGUUCACAGUUCUGAACCCUGAUAUUUCUAGAGGAUCGUGUGCUGUCAUUAGCAUUAACCUCUGUAGCAGCCCAAUCAUCAACCCAAACCUCAGAAUCAUAAUUCUAAUCCCAACCCCAAUCCUAGACCUUUAACUCUAAUCCCAACCUCUCAAAACCAAUCCAAGCCCUCAACUCUAAUCUUAUCACUUCAAUACUAACCUCAACUCUUACCAUAACCAUCGCCUCUAACACAGUCUACACCGGGUCACACAUGCAAGUGGCACAACACAUCAAAAGCCAAUAACACUAUGACACAAUAUGAUCAAUGCUAUCUACAAUGGAUACAUUCUGAUUCAUUACACCAUAAACUGGUGCCCCAAUUUCUGACAUACUACAUGGGCUUGUCCAACUUCCCGAAAAAAUGACAAAUUGAUUUGGAAUGUUGACUUUAAAGUGUCCCAUGUAGACAGCCUCAAUCUCGUGUCAACCGAUGUGCUUGGUGUAGAAAUGGUGUAAUCAUAAACCUCCAACUCUACAACC